CUCUUUCGCGAUUCCGUGCUGCCUUUGCUGGUAGGUUUGCAAGUCAUCAUCGGUCAUCAAACACAACCCGAUUUGUGAGUAAAGUAUAUAUAAGUGGCUUCUGUUGAGCUCAUCUUCAUCAUGUUCAUGUCCGUUUAAACUGCGUUCUACACUUACGGAUAAGCGAGGAAUACUAUAAAAAGUAAUGGAGUUGAGAGGUGCUCUCUGUUUCUUCCUUAUCGUGUUUCUUGAUGCUUCCAUGUCCGUACAUGGGCGCUUGCUGCCCGAAAAGAAACCUGAUCCAGCUGAUGCUGCUGCCACCGCUCGAUGGCUGGUUUCCCAGAACUCCUGGGCUAUCUUAAGUACCAUCUCAAGUGAAUUGGGAGGGGCUCCCUUUGGGAAUGUGGUUUCAUUUAGUGAUGGAUUGCCUGAUGAAGGAUGUGGCAUUCCAUAUUUCUAUUUGACAACUCUUGAUCCUACUGCCAGAAAUGCAUUGAAGGAUGAUAGGUCUUCAUUCACAGUCAGCGAGUACCCGAUUGGAUCUUGUGGAAAGAUAGAUCCUGAGAACCCCACUUGUGCAAAACUUACGCUUACAGGAAAGUUGAAACUGGUCGACACAAACCCCAAAGAAGCAGAAUUUGCUAAACAGGCAUUGUUUUCAAAGCAUGCAGAGAUGAAGGAUUGGCCCAAGGAUCACAAUUUCCAAUUCUUCAAAUUAGAAAUUGAAGAUAUAUUUUUGAUUGAUUGGUUUGGUGGUCCUAAACCUCUCACUUUGGAUCAGUACCUGCAUCCUGGAAUGAAUCAACUUGCUUCCGCCCUGUGAAUAUUCCUCCUUUGCUCAAUUCCCCAUGUCGUGUUGGCUCUGACUGUUAUACCAUUCAUGUUAUUAUGUUUAGUAUUCGCCCUGGUGUGUUUGGGAUAAACAUGUUCAUCGUGUAUAUUUUGUGAUCCUCCGUUAUAUUGUUAGCAUAAAAUCACAGGGAACAAUGAAACUGUCAGUAUAAGUUCUGAUCUAUAAGGGCCUUUUUUGUAUUUUUUUUCUUUCUGAAAAUGCACAUUAAGAUGUAAAAGAAUUGUGUAAAUAAAUUGAUGGUACAGAAUGUUUCAAAGAUUUUCUAUGUU
Nelumbo nucifera (sacred lotus) is the source of this 1101-nucleotide messenger RNA. Its product is annotated as Pyridoxamine 5'-phosphate oxidase family protein. NCBI's taxonomy places the organism in Eukaryota, Viridiplantae, Streptophyta, Magnoliopsida, Proteales, Nelumbonaceae. The record is from RefSeq and is a predicted model, not a curated record.